AACGAAGCGAACACAGGGCACUGUACGGAGUAUACAGAAGGAAGAAAAUGGAUAACAUCACAGCCAGUGAAAUAGCUGGUUUGGGAGUCGGUGUUCUGCUCCUUUCUGCCACCAUUGCUGCCCCCAAAAUCGAUGCUUUCUUCUCUUCUUCCCAGCGCAGUUCAUUAGGGAUGUGCAAGCGAUGUGGCAACAUCAGAAGAUUGGCUUGCUCUAGAUGCAAAGGAACCGGGUUCGUCAAAGAAGGAGGAUUAUUUGGUAUUAACCUAGUGGAUGAUUUGUAUGAAACAAUUGGUAAUCGCGAAUCAACGGUGAAGCAGAUAGCAUGUGUGAAAUGUCAAGCGAAAGGUUACUUUUCAUGUCCUGAUUGUUCUAAAGUAUAACCAUAGUUUUUAUCUUAUCUGCAUACAAAUAUUCUUGCUCACAUCAUUUAAUCAUGCCCUGUAACAUUGUGAUUCUAACCUCUUCAGAGAUGGUGGGUAUGUAAAAGCAGUUUGUCUUCUGCUCCUAAUAUAAAUAUGUGUUAUGCAUUGUUGCAAAAACAAAUAUAAUCAGAGUCCUGCUUGUGUUGUCAGGAUUCCUGUAAGUUUUGUGGUUACUUUCAUUUGAACUUCAUUAUUGAUCUUAAUUUGUUAAGUUCUUAGUUCUAGCA
Lotus japonicus is the source of this 649-nucleotide messenger RNA. RefSeq lists its product as uncharacterized. The transcript is spliced from 2 exons. The record is from RefSeq and is a predicted model, not a curated record. Bases 48 to 380 code for a protein of 110 amino acids. NCBI's taxonomy places the organism in Eukaryota, Viridiplantae, Streptophyta, Magnoliopsida, Fabales, Fabaceae.